Messenger RNA from Daldinia decipiens, 2845 nucleotides. Its product is annotated as AMP deaminase. Gene Ontology annotation, molecular function: AMP deaminase activity. Gene Ontology annotation, biological process: AMP metabolic process; IMP salvage. Bases 324 to 2684 code for a protein of 786 amino acids. The record is from RefSeq and is a predicted model, not a curated record. NCBI's taxonomy places the organism in Eukaryota, Fungi, Ascomycota, Sordariomycetes, Xylariales, Hypoxylaceae. The transcript has 3 exons. Gene Ontology annotation, cellular component: cytosol.
CUUUCAUCAUCAAUAUAUCAUAUCAUACACUACGAGACUCAAUUAGAUACCUGCUACGGCUAGUGGUAAGGCAUCCCGAGUGCUAGUGUUGAUAUUCUAAGAGACACAAAUAGCUAUUUGCGCAGGCAGAGCGCCAAAAAAAAAAAUAAAAAAUCUCUUCUCAUUCCAAUCUAUAUACUCCCGCAUCAACGACGAUCACCACGACGUCGACCGAUCAAGACAUCCCUGAUACGGAGUCUUCAGGACAAAGCACCAACCCCUUCGUAGGUCCACCGUCGGACUUCGCAAACUCAUUCAAGGGAGCCAAUACACGCAUCGAUAUCAUGGCCGGAAACAUUGCGGAUAUGCUUGCCGAAAACAAGCUUCGGCACGAUCAAACCGAUGCUAAACUGGAUCAAAUCUUACAGGCCCUCCAAUGCAAGACGAUGGCAAUUGGUGUCCAGCAAGACCCAUCAGAGGAAUCAGGGGGACAGCCGAAGCGUCAGCAAAAGACAAAAUAUAUGCCAACCCAAUCUCCAACACCAGCAAGCGACCCUACUCCCUUGCCAUUCGUCAAGGCCCCGCUCAAUCCUAUAGACAACGAGCGACUAGCAGAUGGCAAGAUCAACCUCCAUCAGGUAAACGCCGGCAUGGGAGCACGCACUGUUGAGGAGGAACGCGUCAAGGCGAUAUUGCCAGAGGCAGUGCUGCCUGCCGAAGCAGAUGAGUUCGCGAAGAGCGAACUAAGCAUCACUUUCAAAAAUAUACAGAAGGUUUUAGACAUUCGUCAUAAGUAUAUCCGCUUGUCCUUGCAACGAGACGGCGAUAAUCCCAAGGAUGACCCGAGCUGGGAUAUUUACCCUCCCCCACCGGAGCCGGCCUGGGUUGAUACAAACCAGGAUAAUCAUGGCGUGAACACCGGAAAUAACAGUUUGAGCAAUAGUACUGUCUUAUCUGCCCAGCCUGGUGCUCAACGUCCUGGUGAUUCUGGACCUCCAAUUGCAGAUGUCCGGCCCAAACGAAUAUCAAGGAAGCGUAAGCCCGGCCAUGAUAUCGGCGAGGAUUUCGAAAUAGCAGAUAUCCUACCUCUUCCUCCAGCGAGUGAGUUCGUCUUUCGCCUCGACGAGAAUGGCGUUUACCAGGUCUUUGAAAACGAGGCCGCUGGUGAAGCCAACACGCCGGUGGUGGGAGUGCCUACGAUUAAAGAUUUUUAUAUGGAUCUAGAAGAACUCUUAGCUAUCUCGUCUGAUGGUCCGAGCAAAAGCUUUGCUUUCCGACGACUUCAGUAUUUGGAGGCCAAGUUCAACCUAUACGUACUCUUAAAUGAGUACCAGGAGACCGCAGAUACCAAAAAGGUGCCUCAUCGAGAUUUCUACAACGUAAGAAAGGUUGACACGCACGUUCAUCACUCCGCUUGCAUGAAUCAGAAGCAUCUCUUGCGGUUCAUUAAAAGUAAGAUGAAGAAGUGUCCGAACGAAUACGUGCUCUUCAGGGAUGGUAAGAACCUCACGCUAAAAGAAGUCUUCGAGAGUCUCAAGUUGACUGCAUACGAUCUUAGCAUCGACACUCUAGAUAUGCAUGCUCACACUGAUUCGUUCCAUCGCUUCGAUAAGUUCAAUCUUAAGUAUAACCCCAUUGGUGAAUCGCGGCUGCGAACCAUUUUCCUCAAGACGGAUAACUUCAUCCAAGGUCGGUAUCUAGCAGAAAUUACUAAGGAAGUCAUAUCCGAUCUCGAGUCCAGCAAAUACCAGAUGGUGGAAUGGCGAAUCUCGAUCUAUGGCAGGUCCUUGGAUGAGUGGGACAAUCUUGCUGCAUGGGUUGUCGAUAACAAGUUGUUUUCACAUAAUGUUCGUUGGCUCAUACAAAUCCCACGAUUGUACGACGUCUUCAAGGCUACCGAAUUGAUGGACUCGUUUGAACAGCUGGUAAAGAACGUCUUCCAACCCCUUUUCGAGGUGACCAAGGAUCCAGAGAGCCACCCGAAACUUCACAUCUUUUUGCAGCGAGUUAUCGGUUUCGACAGCGUAGAUGACGAGAGUAAGGUUGAGCGACGACUGUACAAAAAAUUCCCCGUGCCAAGGGAGUGGAACUCUAAACAGAACCCUCCAUACAGCUAUUGGAUUUACUAUCUCUUCGCUAAUAUGACAUCGCUCAACUUUUGGCGUCGCCAGCGUGGCUUCAACACGUUCCUGCUUCGACCGCACUGCGGAGAGGCGGGCGACAGCGAGCAUUUGGCCGUUGCUGUACUAUGCAGCCAUAGCAUUAGCCACGGAUUGCUUUUGAGAAAGGUCCCUCUGUUGCAAUAUAUUUUCUACCUUGAACAAAUAGGUAUUGCGAUGUCGCCACUUAGCAACAACGCGCUUUUCUUGGCCUACGAGAGGAACCCUUUCUAUCAGUAUUUUAGACGCGGACUGAACGUAUCACUCUCUACGGACGAUCCACUCCAAUUUGCGUUUACAAAGGAGCCGUUGAUGGAAGAAUAUGCUGUCGCGGCGCAAAUCUAUAAGUUGAGCCCGGUCGACAUGUGCGAGCUUGCUAAGAAUUCGGUGAAGCAGAGUGGUUAUGAAUAUUCCAUCAAGCAGCAGUGGCUGGGAGACAAGUUCAAUCUACCAGGAAAGGAUGGAAAUAGCAUGAAGAAGACUAACAUACCUGAUCGAAGAGAAGAAUUUAGGUAUCAUACGUGGGUUGAAGAGCAUCGUUUGUGAAAUCUCGAGCUAUACGUCUGCAUCUGAAUUAGACGAAGUUCUCGAACACCAUCCAGCAAUCACUUUAACCCAGACCCCCGCAUCGCCUACUUCAUCCGUCAUGGCGAACUUCGACGCUAGUUCUCACGUCUUUAGCACGGGGAAUCUACCACGUUCGGCAU